Molecule: messenger RNA, 3322 nt
Organism: Paramecium primaurelia
Lineage: Eukaryota; Ciliophora; Oligohymenophorea; Peniculida; Parameciidae
Source: the annotation of a GenBank genome assembly
AUGAAUUAUUUUCCUAUUCAAAGAGAAGAAGAUUGUUUAAAAAAAAUUUUGAGUUUAAACAUAUUAAAAGGAUUUUUGGAAGGCAAUAAAGUAAACUUCCUAUUAAGAGGAAUUUUGUUAUUGUUUUUAAAAAUAGCUUCUGUCAGCUUUGAAUAUAUUCCACCAUUUAUAUUAACUUAAUAUGAGGAAUCAAUAGAAAAAUACUUAUUAGUAAUUUUGGCAUUGUAUGUUGAUUGUAAGAUAUAAUAAUAAUAGUUUUUACUUAGAAAUAUUAUGGAGUAUAUUUGUCUGAAUUGUAAUUUCUUGUGAAUGCAAAUUUAUCACAGAAGUUAUUUUCUUAAUGUUUAAGAGUGCAUAAUCAAACAACUUUUUAAGGAAUGUUAAAAGAAUUGAGAUAAGUUGAGAAAGCAAUUCGAUCAUUUUAUGAUUUAAUAGCAAUUUCUUUUGAAUUACCAUUUGUAUAUCAUUUGUUGAAGAAUGAAAAUUUAUUUGAUUCAAUUAAAUAUGGUGUUAUAUUGAGUUUAUUUGCUUUAUUAGCAGCAUCAGUAGCUUAGAUAUAUGCAUGGAGAAUUUAAUAUUUUUCAGAUAAAAGAUUGAGACUAACAUAAGAUAUGUUGUGCGGUAUAAAAAGUAUUAAAUAUUUAUAAUGGGAAAAUGUUAUGCUUAAAUUAAUAAAUAUUGUUAGAGAAUAAGAAUUUUUAGGUAACAAAGGAAUUUAAUAUGUUGAUACAUUUGUAACUUUUUUUAGAAGAAUGACUUAAAUUGUAUUAUUAUUUGUUGCCUUUUAUAAACUUUAGGAAUUAGAAAAAGAAUAAUUCUACACUAUCUUAAUAUUUUUUGAUAAAUUAGUAAGUCCAAUAAAUGCAUUCCCUUGGUGUUUUGGUGAAUUUUUAGGGAGUAUUUUUUCAGUAAUAAAACUUUAUGAUUAUUUUAAUACAACUGAAAUUGAAGCUAAACUUGUUAAAGAAAAUACUAUUGAAGUAAGUUCAAUUAAAAAAAUUAGAAUUUUUGAUAGAGUAAUCAAUUUUAUUAAAGGAGAUUCAUUUAAUUAGGCAAAUUAAACAAGAUUUUAAAUAUCUUUAACAUUUAAUGAAAUAAAGAGAAACAAAUUAACUUGUAUUAUAGGUUAAAUAGGAUCAGGAAAAAGUAUGUUGUUAGAAUAUUUUUGUGAUGGAUCAUAUGUAAGUCAAAAUGCAUGGUUAUUUAGUGGAACAGUGAAAUCAAAUAUUUUAUUUGGAUAAGAAUAUAAUGAAUAAAGAUAUUAAUAAUGUCUCAAAUUAGCUGCUAUAGAUUUUGAUGAUAAUAAAUAAGUAGGAUUUAAUGGAACAAAUUUAAGUGGUGGAUAAAAAUAAAGGGUAACAUUUUGUAGAGCUUUAUAUUAUGACACUUAAUCAUAUUAUUUUGAUGAUAUUUUUUCAGCUGUUGAUGAAAAUGUAGCAGAUCAUAUGUUCAAAUCUAUUACUACUUUUUUAAAAGGAAAAACUGUUGUUUUAGUAUUAAACUAACUCUAAUAUUUAUAAUAUGUAGAUUUUGUUAUUAAAAUUGAAAAUAAUAUAGCUAUUUUAGAAGAAAAGUAAAAUUUUCAAGUUGGUAAUGUUAAUUUUUCACCUAAACCUAUUAUUGAUGCAAUCGAACCUUCUUAGCCUGAAAAAGAAAUCGAUUAAGAAACUGAAUAAAAUUUAAAGGAAAAUUAUAAAUUUUAUAUAAAUGCAUUAGGUUUUAAAAUUCUUAUAUUUUUUGUUGUAUGUUCUUUACUUCAUUAAAUAAUGAAAGGUGGAUUUGAAUUAUGGAUUCAUAAUAACAUUUCUAAUUUAAAAAAUUUUGAUAAAUCAGAGUUUUUAAAUGUAUUUCUUAUUUUAUCAGGAUUAACAUUGUUAAGAGGAUUUAGUUAUUCAUAUGCAACUAUAAUAUCUGCAAAAAAUAUAUUUGAUUUAUUAAUGUAGAAAUUUAUACAUUUACCUACUAAAUAUUAUGAUAUUUUUUCUAGUUCUUUUUAUAUCAGGAGAUUAUUUGAUGAUAUGAAUGAAAUUGAUGAUCUCCCUUUAAAUUAUUUUUUUACAGUUUCCCUAGAAUUUCUAGGUUUAUUCUUACUUAUUAGUUCCAUGUAAUUUGAAAUAAUUCCUUAUGUUAUUAUCAGUGGCUAUUUAUUAAUUAAAAAUUAAUUGUUACACAGAAAAUUUAAAGUCUCAAGAUAAGUAGAAAUUAAUAGGUACUUUGAAACAUAAGACUUUGAUUCCUUUAUUAUUGAAACAGAAAAAGGACAUAAAUUUAUUAAAUACUUUAAAUAAUAAAAUAAAAUUUAAAUUUAAUUUUAAAAGAUUUUACUUUAUAAAUAUGCUAAUUCUUUAUCUUAAAGUUAAUUAGAAUAUACUCUUAAAUUACGCAAUUUUAUUGUAGAAUCAACUGUUUUAGUAUUAUUGAUUAUCACAGGAAAUAAAUUAAGUUAUACUUAUGCUUAUUUAUUAUUUGGUAAUCAAUUUUUAUCUAAAUCUGUUUCAAGUUGGAGAAGAAUCACUAUAGUCAGUCAAUCAUUAUAAAGAAUUAAAUAGAUUGUGAAUUUCCCUUAAGAAUAAAAUGCACCAAUUUAAGAAUACAAAGACAAUUUAAUUGUUUAUGAUAAUGUUUGGCUUAGUUAUGGAAUGGCAAAAGGUUUAGCAUCUGCAGAUUAUGCUCUAAAAGGAGUCUCAUUUCAAAUUUCAAAGGGAUAAAAAGUAGCCUUUUGUGGAAGGACAGGAUCAGGAAAAUCAAGUCUUUUUAAUUUACUUGUAUCUUUAUAUGAAUUCUAAAAAGGGUAAAUUUAUUUUUUUGGGAAUCCAAUCUCUUAUUAUGGAACAACAUAAUUAAGAUCAACUAUGAGUGUAAUUCCUUAAUAAGGAGUUAUAUUACCAGGAUCAAUAAGAGAAAAUAUUGAUCCGAAUUAAUAAUUUAAUAAUUAACAAAUUGAAGAUAUAUUUAAAGAAUUAGACUUCUAAAUUGACUUAAAUAAAAAUACUUAAAAUUUAUCAAAUGGAGAAAAACAAAUAGUAAAUUUUGUAUAAUCAAUAUUAUUGAAUAGAGACAUUAUUUUAAUGGAUGAAGCUACAUCCAAUAUGGACAUAGAAACUAGUAAUAAAAUUAAAUUAUUAUUUUAGAUAAUAAAAUUAUGAAGAAGUUAUUUAAUUUUGUAUAAAAUAAAACCUUACUUCUAAUAUCCCAUAGAUUAGAAAAUCUUUAAUAGUUUGAUAAGGUAUAUGUAAUGGGAGAAGGAUAAAUUUAAGCUUGUGGAACUUAUGAAGAACUAUUAAAAAAUGAGAAAUUCUUGGAACUUAAGAGCAUAUUAUGA